AUGGUAUUCCUCCAGGUGAUUGCAGCAGUUAACGCUAUAAUCGCUAUAGUUGGUAUUCCUGGUAAUUUACUGGUAAUAAUAACUAUCGCAUUUGAAGAGAGAUUUCACAUCAUGCGGUAUAUUUUGUUGGCCAGUCUCGCACUGUCAGACUUUCUGUGUUUAAUCUUUAUCAACUCAUUCCGCAUUGCUAGUUUUGCGUACGAGAAUUGGUUAUACGGCGAUACAAUGUGCCAGCUUAAUGCAUUUUUAGCGAGAUAUUUUUACCUUAACACUGUUCUUCAUCUGGUGGCGAUAUCUUACGAGCGAUACGACGCGAUCGUCAAAUCACCUUUGACUCAGGGACCGCGCAGAGGGAGGGGCUGGGGGGGCUUUAGCCCCCCCACUUUUUUGCAAGAAUAAAAAUAAAUUAAACAAAAAAUAAUUUAACAGAAGUAACGGAGUGAAAAAUAGCAAAAGAUCGUUAAGUCGAAAGUGACCAGAGUUACUGGCAAAGACAAACGCGCAGAUAAAUAAACAGAAUGAAGCAUUAGUCGUUACAAUUGUAAAAUAUUUUUUCGCUUCUAACCCAGCAGAGGUUAACGUCUUUCAAAUGGCUUCUUUUUCCUGCGAACCUCUCAGGAAAACGCGUUGUUUCGUAAUUGGUCAAUUUCGAUCCAAAGUAAUAACUGGGUUUAGUUUAUAAGGCGAUUCUAAAACAAAUUGUUUAUUAGUAUCAACCUUGAUUUUUGGAAGAUCAUGAAGUUAUUGUUUCUCUUGUUAUUGUGCGUCCUGAUUUUAGCUCGAUCAGCGCGAAGUCCGUCUUUUGAUGUCAGGCUUCACGGCUCGUUGAGCAUUCCAAUUGCAAGUUUUGUUGAACGCGGUCUGUUUGUAAAAACAUUUUGUCAUCGAAAGUACUUAAACCGCAGAAUUGUGUAUAGCUCUGGUCAUCAAGGAACAUACAAUCCGGCGGUUAUUAGGAACAAAGAAGUGCACAUGGUACACGGCAACAUAAAUACGAACGACGAGACUUCACAUACCACUAGUAAUGCAAAGAAGAGAUCUCUUAAAAUUUCUCAUUACUUUUCCAAACAAAAUGGAAAACCUUCUCUAUCUGGUGAGUAAACUCUGCAUAAUUUUUGCUACUUUUUUCUGAAUCUGUUCUAUAAUUGAUUUUUCAUUCACUAAAUUAUUUUCAGUUACCGUUUUGUUUAGCCGUGUAAAUAUUUUGAAUGAAUAAUUAAACAAUUAUUGAACUCGGCUUUCGUAUGAUAUGAAGAUAUAGAGAUCUCGGAGGGUGUUAUCCACCGGGCUCAAGCCUUCGGCUUUGGCGGAUAACCCCCUCGAUCUGCAUAACUCUUCAUAUCAUACUCAGCCUCGUGCAAUAAUUGCUCAGUAAUUAUACAGCCUUGAGUUCAAGGCAGCUCAAGCAAAAUCGUUGGAUUUCUGGCUUAUUUAUAGUAAUUAAAGGUUGAUAUCAGUAGUAUAACAUAACAAUCUAUGAUAUUUCAAUUUAGUGAUGGUGAAUUUUCAGACCCGAUAGCAACAUCACUGAAGACGUGGAAAAAAAUCAAUAGUUUUAUCGUUAUUCGCAUUCUCCGUCACUUUAGAGAAAUUGAAUAGAAAUCCACAAGCAUGCCACCCCCCCGCCUCACAAAAAAAUUUUCCUUCACACAUUCUUCUUUAGCCCCCCCACUCGAAAACUUGCUGCGCGGUCCCUGUUGACUUACGAUGGCACAAUUACCAAAUGGAAAGUGUUCUUGAUAUUUCUCCUGUGGGCUUUUCCGAUUCUACCCCUCGUCAUACUGUUUUUUCAGUUUGACGGUUACAAGUACGACUCAGAACUGAUUUUCUGUGAUCUCGGACAUGUCGCACAGAGUGAUUCUAGUGGAGUGAAAACGUUUGCGGCUGUUUUUCCCUCGGUGUUAUUAGUCGGGACAUUUCUGAUAAUCGUCUUUUUAAACUGGUUGGUGUACAAGACAGCCAAGAAUCAAGUAGAAGCCUUAGGUCACCGGCAGAUUGGAGGAAUUGCUGGUUUCAACGACCCCCAACAGCAAGAAAUUCCGAGGAGGGUGAGAGAACGGAAAGCAGCUGUCGAUAUCACCAUCAUUGUUGCUGCGUUUUUGCUUUGCCUUUUUCCCAGGUAUAUUGUCCGCCUUUUUCGCUUGUUUUGGAAAUUCGUGAAAGUUCCAGCCGAGGCAGUACAGGUCUCGUCAUCUGUCUUCUUAAUCAGUUCGCUGUGUAACCCGAUCAUCUAUUCUGUACGAAAAAGAGAGUUUCGAAUCGGCGUGAAAAACUUGUUGAGGCGGUCUGGGCUGUGGAAAUUUCAAGGGGAUCACAAUGAUGAAUUUAUUGCUAUGAACAAUCUCAGAUUCCCUCGCUGCAUCCCUGAUAGAAAUGUCAUGCAUCAGGAAGCACCCUCAACAGACCACGCAAGUGAAGAUCAGCACAGAUCCGCGAUGUUCGUUUCAAUGCUGGAAUUAACUAGACUGAAGUUUGAGAGUCGCCUCUCCCCAAUUCCUGAAAAUGCUGAGGAAGACCAAUAA
Messenger RNA from Porites lobata, 2522 nucleotides. The record is from the annotation of a GenBank genome assembly. NCBI's taxonomy places the organism in Eukaryota, Metazoa, Cnidaria, Anthozoa, Scleractinia, Poritidae.